UUCCUCUCUCUCUGCAAAGUCGAGUUGGCAUUUGGAUUUUGCAGCACGAAAAACGAGAAAUUCCAUAGAUUAAUAAUUUUCAUAUUACACUCAGCCGAAUACAACGACUACGACAACACGACUGCAUACAAAAAAAGACUAGUAAAUGUAUAUGUUAACCAAAUUGCAAGUGUAUUAUAUUAAGUGCGUAUAAUUGCAAAAAAACGGUUUAUUUUUCGUGUGUGUUUGUCUAAAUCAACCAUCAAACAUGCUGUACAAUAAUACGCAAUGGCUUCCACCACAUCAGCAACCGGCAGAACAGCAGCCUCAACCUCCGUUGCAACAGCAACAACCAUUGGGUAGUCAUGCUUCUCAGCAGCAGCAGCAGCCACAACAACCACCGCUGCCGGCGCAUCCCCCGCAGCAGCAACAACAACAACUUUAUGCCAAUCAAAUGUUCCAGCCAACAGCUCAACAACAACCGCCACAAUAUUGGUCAGAGGAGCAAGUGCAUCAACAUCAUUUGCAACAGCAGCAGCCGCCGCCGCAGCAGCAGCUACAGCCACAGCCACAGGCAAUGAACUAUAAUUAUUUUGCGGCUACUCAAACUGCAGUGCCUACGCCUAAUCAGCAGCAACAACACCAACAGCAGCAGCAACAACAACAACAGCAGCAGCAACAGCCGGCGACAACUCAACAAUUUUUCUAUCCGCCUCAACCUGUUCAAUCUCAACCUCAGCCAGGUCCUGUUUUGGAUUCAUUCGAACAUAAUAAUGGCAACAAUGAUGGUUGGGGCGAUUGGGGUGAUUGGAAUGAUAGUGCCAAUAACAGCAACAACAACAAUAACUCCAACAUCCAAAAUGAAUCACUAAGCGAACAUCCUAGUAAUGUGGCAGCAGCUGCUGCCAACAUUGUGGAGGAUGCCUUCAAUGUCAAAGGCCAAGGCAGUUGGCAAGCCUUUGGUCAAACAUCUGUCGCUGCUAACAACAACAACAACAAUAAUAGCAUUAAUGUGGAACACCACCAUCAACCGCCUCCGCCGCCACCACCUACAGUGCCACUUGAACUGGGCCAGGAACCAGAAAUUGAUGCCAUUGUGCCACCUCAAGCCUUUCAAAAUCAACCCAUAUCAGUAGCUCCGCCAAUGGCAUUACCAGAGAGUAUCGGGGCAACACCAACUAUGGGCGCUGCUGGUGGCGGAAAUCCAUUUAAGCGCUCAACUGGUCCCAGUCAAAGGGUGAAUAUAUUGGCGGCAACUGCCGCCCAACCACCAAAUCCACCUCAACCACAACCAUCAUCGUUAGCAUCAUUACCAACAUCCACCAUUGAUCCCAUGUUUACUGAACCUCCGCCGCAUGUGGACACUACCAGCAUUUUGUCGCUACCUCCAGCUCCAGCGCCACUUGCGAGUUUACCCCCGGUUCCGGCUCCAACUGUUGGGGUCAUUUAUAACCAAGUAUCGCUUCCUUCACGGGUUUCAAAUGCUGCGCCUGCAAUUGAGCCAUCUGACGUGCCAAAGCCAUUCAAUCAUUCAUUUGGCAUUUAUGAAAAUCAGGAAGUUCUGGCCGCACCAAAUGAUGAACGUGCUCAAUAUUUGCAGACUAGCCAUCUAUCCGAACAGCCGACCGAUGCGGCCGACGAUGGUGAAGCCAAUUGGGAGGCAGAUGAUGAUGAUGACCAAUUGUUGCCACCACCUGGUCUCUCGCGGUUAGUGCUAGGGCAACCCGAGUUGGAGCAACAGCGUUUGGUAACCGGGACGGAACAGCCAAUCGCUGUCCAGGCCGUACAUAUGCCGGAACGUCAGGCUGAUGGUGAAGACACAUCUGAUGGUGAGCAAUUGGCGUCGAGGAGUCCACCACACCGUGUGGUUACCGGUGUGGAGACGACAGCUCUUCCAUCUUUGCCCCUUCAACGGGAGCAACGUGAAGUCGUUUUGGACGGAGAAAAUCUUGAGGAUCAAGAAGCGGCAGUGCCAGUCGGAGGUGUGCUCCUCCCCAGUGCAGCCCAGUCCUCAAUACUAGCAGCAGCAGCUUCUGCCAUUUCGGUGGAGCAAUCCAGCGAAGAAAUCACCACGAUUUCUCAACCACCAGCACCAACACCAUCAUCACAGUCACAGCAAAGGAAUCAGCAGCUGCCUACUCGACCCAAACCGCGUUCUGGACACUCAUUAGAACUCGAUUCAGAGGAUGAAUCCGAUGAGCUGCUCCUUAGCGAACGGGAACGAGACAGAGUUACAGCAGCGGAUCAUCGUCGUGACUUGCCAACGGAGGAGCAUCAAAAGCGUCGGUCUGGUCGACGCAGUGGCAGCCAUUAUAAUAACUAUGAUGGUGAAACCGAAGACUCGAUACGUGGCGGUGGUAAUGGUGGUGGCAUCGCUGGCAGUGCUGCUACUGGCUCCAGCCAUGGUGGUGGCGAGGGUAAACCAUCCCGCGAUCGGGACCGUCGCAGUCAUGAUCAACAGCGUAACCGUCGUGGCCUGGAUGCUGAUCAGGAUCGUGAACGGGAACGUAAUUGGCGUAGACGCUCACAGAAAUACCAUAGCGGGGGUGAGGAUCAGGAGCGAUAUGACCAUAGCAAUAGUCGUCGUGGAUACGGGAACAAUAGCAGCUUGUAUGAUGGUGAAUCCGAUGCCCCAGAUAUGGCUGAUCUUGAUGUGGACAACAAUGUUGGAAGCGGUCCUGCCAGCAGCAGUAAAGGUAGUCGCAAUCAAAGACGUAGUGCAGCUGCGGCUGCUGACGAUGACUAUGAUGACUAUGAUCAUCAGCGUGGCCAUUAUCGUGGCGGUCGCAGCGGUGGACCAAAGUCUAGCCUGGAUAAAUCCCGCAGCAGUGGGCGCCGUAGUUACGAGCAACGAGACCGUCGCCUAGAUGAUAGUACCUUAGAACGGGAGCGUGAUCGCCGACGUCGUCAUCAUCCCGAUCAACGGCAUUGGGAUGGUUAUGAGGAGUAUCGUCGCAAAUCAUCGCGUAACAGUGAUCUAGAAAAGGAACGAACCAAUAAUGGUGGUGGCUCCAAUGCCACCGGCGGCUCUAAGCGACGUAGCAACAACAACAAUAGUAACAACAAUACAAGCAGCAGCAAUUAUGAUCCUUAUACGGCAUCGCCAGCGGCCUAUGAUCCAUAUGGAAUGUAUGAGCAAAUGUCUAGAAAUCCUCAUGCCUAUGCCGAUAUGUAUGCCAAAUUCUAUGGCCAAAUGUUUAAUAAAAUGUUAUUAAAUAAUGUUGCCGCUGUUGCCCAGCAACAACAACAUCAUCAGCAGCCGCAGCAGCAGCAACAUCCUCAUAGCUUAGAUGCAGCUGCCGCAAAGCAAUUUGUGGCCGCGGCUGCUGCCCAAGCCCAAGUUGCAGCGGCUAAUAUUGCUCCUGGAAGCGAAGCUGCUCUGCUAAGAGAACGUGAGCGGUAUACACAUGCAUACAUAAACCAAGCCAAUGAAUUCCAUCGUCUCCAUCAACGUCAUCUCCAUCAACAUCAUCUCAACAACAACAACCACAACUAUACGGAUCUGCUAAACGCCAGCCUAAUCGAUGAUGCUUCAAGCCUCUAUGGCGGUGAAUCUCAGCACAGCAGCCGAAGAUUGAUAACACCGAAUGCCUAUGGCAUUAGCCUCUCAAGUGCACGAUCUCUCAGUAAUCUCAGUAUCGGCGGUGGCGAUGCACUCAACGGACGCAGCAGUUCACGAUGCGGCGGCGGAGUCGGAGGCGGCGGUGGAUUAUCAUAUGCGGGCGUCUAUGCUAGCUCCGAAUGCGGCCUUGAUAUCAGAGCUGAAAUUGCUGGGGAUGUGAGUUCAACAAUUCCCGGCUAUGCCUCAGCAGCAACACCAACACCAUUGCAAGGAGGAAUGGAAGUGGCCCGACCACCAAGACGUCGUACACCGCUUCAAUUCAAUCGUCCCCAUUUGGUUGCCUCAUAUGCCAUGAGUUUGUUAUUGAAAGUGAAACCCAAAUACGCUGGACGGGGUCGUUUGCGCAACGAUGUUGAGGUGGCAGCUCCCCGGAUUAAGGAUGCCACGAGCAGCCUAUUCCGCUCCUAUCCUGGACCAUUGCAGGGACGUAAAUUGCACAAGGAUAAGAUAAUUAGUUUCUGUAAGGAGCAAAUACGUUUGGGACCAACGCGUCAGUGUACCGUGCUCUAUGCCACACAAAAGAAACCGCAAGGAAAUGUGGAUAAAUAUCGAGCAUCUCAUGCCUUGAUGUGGAAUCUAUUGAUAUUGCUAUUGCGUCAGAAUGGGUAUAUUGCUGACACCGAUGUGGGUGAUUUAUUGCUGGAGAAUCAACACGAGUAUCCAUAUUCGCCAACGGAAGUGGACAACGAAAUGGAAACAGAGAACGAGGUGGAAGGAGACACUACGGAGCUACAAGCAACGGAAGCCAGUGAAAAUUUAGAUGCCAGCGAUGCUGCUGCUGCUCAACAACAGCAACAAGUACAUCAAGGCGAUGAUGUUCAUUCGGGUCCUCCCAGUGGAAAUCAACCAGUAUCUGAGCAGGCAGCCAUCGAUCAAUUUCGUAGUUAUGUGUUGCGUGGCAAUGUUGAGGAGGCCCUGCAAUGGGCCACCGACAACAAUCUGUGGACACAUGCAUUCUUCUUGGCCCUGUACGAGGAUCGCUAUGCCUUGACCGAUGUGGCCCAAAAGUUUCUCAACAAAGCCAUCAAAGCGAACGAUCCAUUGCAGACUCUAUACCAAAUGAAGAGCUGCCAUACGCCGGCCUGUGUUAGCCAGCUGAAAGAUGAACAAUGGGGCGAUUGGCGUUCCCAUCUCUCCAUUUUGGUCACAAACAAGUCACGUCAGCCCGAAUACGAUCGCAGUUCGGUAGUGGCUCUGGGCGACACAUUGUUCCAACGCGGUGAUAUCUAUGCGGCACAUUUUUGCUAUCUGGUGGCCCAGGAGGAAUUCGGACGUUAUGAUAGUACGGCCACCGAGCAGACAACUCUCACUGCUAAUGUGCCCAAAUUGAUACUGCUGGGUGCCUCACAUUACAAGCAUUUCAAUGAGUUUGCCAGCAAUGAGGCCAUUAUAAUGACCGAAAUCUACGAGUAUGCCCGUUCGCUUUUCGAUCAGAAGUUCAGCAUUGCCAAUUUCCAGCAUUAUAAGUUUCUAUUGGCCACACGCAUUCUUGAUUAUGGACAGCAUUUCCGUUGUACUAACUAUUUAGAGCAAAUCGCCAGACACAUUGAGAUCAAACCGGAGAGCUAUGACAGCGAUUUCAUUCAGAGGGUUUAUAAUCUGGCCGAACGUUUACGCUAUCAUGAUCCCAUAUUGAUGAAUCGUGUAUUCUUUGCCAGUCCUCCGAAUGCGGCUGCCAAUGGCAGCAGCAGCAGCAACAACAACAAGGAUACAUUAUCGGAGGAGAAGACUUGGUUGCGUCAGUUGCGUGCAUUAGCCGAUACAACGACUUAUCCUCAACAACAACAACAACAGCUGCAGAACGACAUCGAUCAGCAAUUUGCGGAGGUAAACAAACAGUUUCGUGAACUGAAUAUGCAAUAUGAUGACACAUUGCAAGUGGCCAAGGAUGCAGCCCAACCAACUGAUCUUCAGCAACAGCCAAAUGUACAGCAGCCGGAGUAUUAUGAGCAACCACAUCCAGAGCAGGAAACGCUAAACGAUCCUAAUGGUCAACUACAGCAGCAGCAGCCGCAACAGGCACAAGUGGUGCCUCCUCCUAUGUUCUACGAUCCAAGUGCUGUGCAACAACAAGCUGCCACCGGACAGUAUGGACACAUUGAGCCAUCUGUUGAAGCAUAUGGUGGACAGCCACUUGAGCAGCAGCAGCAGCAUCAUCAGCAGCAACCGCAAGAUCCAUCUCUCUAUGGGCAGCCAGCAGCAGCGACAACUGGCGCCUAUGAUUAUUGGGCGGGAACACAACAGCCUCCAUAUGGUGAUGAGCUAUCGCAUAUGGAAAGCAAUGAAAAUAAAAAUGAUACAACAAUCAAGGAUGUAGUGAAGCGACAACCACAGCAACAGCAACAGCAAUUAGAGGAAAAGCCACAGCAACAAAUAAACUCAUCGCGAUUCAAGGCAAAUGCAUUAAAACUGCCCCCUGCUCCGAAACCCUCGUUAAAACAGUUGAAUAAUUUAAACACAUUGGAAAGAGAUAAUAAUAAUAAGAAUAAAUCGGGAACUGAAAUGGGAAUUGUGCGAAAAUUUCAAUUUGGCAGGCAACAACAGAUAAGAUUGUCUACAACAACAGUGACACCACCAACAGCAGCAGCAACAACAACAACAACUGCAGCCAAGGCAUUCAAUUUGAAUGAUCAUCAGCAUCAACAAGCGCGUCCGGCCAUUUCAAUGCCAAAAUCGAAGAGCUAUGAUGAUGACGAUGAUACGAAUAGAGGAGCAGAUGCUACAAAUGAUGCCAAACCGUCUGCCGGAGCUGGCAAGCCACAAUCUGUUGGUGGUGCAGGCGCUGGAGGUCGUGAUCUUGGGUAUGUAAAAAGUCACACGAGAUAUUUUUCUGGGACAAACAUCAUCGUGAAAAUCUUUAAUUUCAGGGCACCGGGCAAUCAGAAUGCUGGCUGGUUUGGUGGUCUAUGGAAUAAGCUGUCACUGAAACCGAAAAAUCAAAUGAUAUUACCCGAUGAUAAGAAUCCCACAAUUGUCUGGGAUAAAGAGCGUAAAUGUUGGACCAAUACCGAGGGUAAUGCCGAUGAGCAAGAAAGUUUUAAGCCACCGCCAAAGAUGAGCGAUAUGGGUUUGGCGGCAGCAUCGGCUCCGGCGGGAGCAGUUCCUCCUUCAGGACCACCGGCUCCACCAAAUGUAAUAGCCGCAAAUACCAAUUCAUGGCCUCAGGAAACGCUGCAGCAAUCGCAAGUUUAUGGUGCAAAUCCCAUGGAAUAUGCAGCACCGCCAGCUGUUGCUUCUGCUGUUCCCACAACCAUGCCAGAUGCCUAUGGAGCAGCAGCUGCAGCAGCACCAACAGUAGCUCCAUUGCCAGUAGUGAAUCCAGCACCAACAUCUAACGCUCCAGCCGUUCCUGGUGGAGCACAACCCAAAUUGACAUCAAACAUUUUCAAAAUGCAACGCAAUCGCACCCUGAAGAAUUCCUAUGUUGAUGUGUUCAAUCCAUCGGGAGCACCCAUGUCUGCAGCGCCGGAAAAUGUAUUGGCUCCGGUUAUUGCACCAGCGGCUGUACCUCAGGGCGGUUACUUUGUGCCAGGACAGCAGCAACACUAUCAACAGCAGCAGUAAAUAGGAUAAGAGCACUGAAUAGGUUUAGCGGGAGACCAAGAAAUUUAUGGAAUAGGCAUAGAAUGUAAUGGAGUCUAGAGCAAUGAAUCACUUUGAGCUACGUACGACACAUUCACACACAUACACCCACACACACACACACACAACUGUUCUUUGUCUGUUUAUAUAUUGAGUCGUCCCCCUAUUAACAAAAUCGACUUUUUCUACUAUAUAUGUAUGUGUGUGUGCUGCUGUUUUCUAUAUGCAUACAUGCAUAUCUAUAUAUAUAUGUAUAUGUAGUGGUUUGCACGACUUUCAAUGUGUGUGCGGUUGGAAAAUGUUUAGCAAGAGAGAGAGAGGAGAGGUGCACAGAAAAAAACAUAAAAUUAUAUAUGUUUAUGUACAUUUUCUAUAUAUGUUCUUAUUUAUGUUUAAACAUUCGCCUAUACCCAACUAAUUGAUGGAUCGAUCAAUUGAACGAUCCAUCUCCUAUAUAUAUACAUAUAUAUUUACUUUUCCCUUUGUAUGUUGCAUAGUUUUUAUUAUCUAGGUAGAAAUCAACAAAUGAUACAAGAAUAAUAAAUAAAUUCUUUCAAGACAGGCAAAAGUAAACACAAGACGAAAAACAAGAAUAAAAGGGGAAGCGGAGAGCAAGAAAAUUCACGAAAUACUUUCAAUUUGUACGCCAAUCGCCUAUUCCCUUUACUUCCCCAUUGCAUGUAUUUUUUUGUAUAACAAAUGUUUAAACUUAAAAAAAAUGCGUGCGAAAAGUUUGUCUAUCUAGAUGGGUGUGUGUUUAUGAUUAUUAUUUUUUUUUAUUGUUAAUACAUGCAUACAUGAAAUUUAUACUUCUAUAUAUAUAUUGUUUAUAUGCAUAUAUAUAUAUAUAAAUACAACUAUUCCAAUUUCUGUUUUAGAGCAAUUUA
Messenger RNA from Drosophila willistoni, 8070 nucleotides. RefSeq lists its product as uncharacterized. The record is from RefSeq and is a predicted model, not a curated record. Gene Ontology annotation, biological process: autophagy; Golgi organization; COPII vesicle coat assembly. Lineage: Eukaryota; Metazoa; Arthropoda; Insecta; Diptera; Drosophilidae. The transcript has 11 exons. Gene Ontology annotation, cellular component: ER to Golgi transport vesicle membrane; endoplasmic reticulum exit site. Bases 248 to 7165 code for a protein of 2305 amino acids.